Molecule: messenger RNA, 1806 nt
Organism: Theileria equi strain WA
Lineage: Eukaryota; Apicomplexa; Aconoidasida; Piroplasmida; Theileriidae
Product: DEAD box ATP-dependent RNA helicase family member protein
Exons: 12
Coding region: 118-1806 (562 amino acids)
Molecular function (GO): nucleic acid binding; RNA helicase activity; ATP binding
Source: RefSeq, a predicted model, not a curated record
AGUUCACGCAAAUCUCGGGCAGAACCAUGUUAUUAUAAUAUUAUGGCUAUUUUGUAGUUUUAUGCGGUAUUUGUGGUCGACCUUCCUAAGUACUAUAUAUUAUAAUACUCUAAUAAUAUGGGAAGAGACGAAACGAAAAACCAACAAAAUAAUGAAGAAAACAUAGAUUUAGAGAUUAAGGACGGAUUCCUUGAUUUAUUGUAUGAAAGUGAAUCUGUUUCCGGAAACAAUAAUGUAGACAACUUAGAGCAAACACAAAUUUCAAGGAAUCUGGAAACAUCCAGAGAUUCUUUGUCUGAUAGGGAAAAUCGCCUCUAUUCAAAUGAGAAUUGGUCAGAUUUUAGAAUAUGCCGAUCCAUAUUACUGGCCAUAUCUGAUCUGGAAUUUACACGUCCAACCAUAAUACAAAGCAGGGUAAUUCCUAUAGCCCUGGAAGGAAAGGACAUCCUAGCGACCGCUGAAACCGGAUCGGGGAAAACUGCCGCUUUUAUAAUACCUAUGUUACAAAGACUUGUCCUAUCUAAUGUCUUGACGCCAAAAAAUGGUAAAUUUGGAUUUAGAAACUCUACAAAAGAUGUAACAAAAGCAUUGGUAUUGCUUCCAACUAGGGAACUCGCUGCACAAUGUUAUGAUGUACUUAAGGCUUUAACAAGAUUUUUGAAUAUUAACGAUAUUCUGCUAACUGGGGGUAUACCAAUAAAAGAGCAAGAGACCAAAUUAAGUCGUAUUCCUAAUGUUAUAAUUAGUACUCCUGGAAGAGCCUUGGAUAUUCUUUUAAACUCCGGCCGAAUUCAUUUGGAUUCUGUCGAGAUUGUAAUACUGGAUGAAGCAGACAGACUAUUGGAAAUGGGAUUUAGAGAUGAGUGCGUAAACAUUCUAAAGUUUUGCAACAAAAAUCGUCAAACCAUGUUGUUUAGUGCUACAUUGACUGAAGAAACUAAGGACCUCGUAAAUUUGUCCCUAGUAAACCCAAUCUAUAUAAAGAUGGAGGAAUCGACCAAAGUCUCUAAAACCCUUAAUUUCGAAGCAAUUAUGAUACCUAGCGAUGAAUUACGCGAAGCUUGUGUACUUUAUCUCUGUGAAACGCAAUGUAAAUCCAAGUGUAUACUAUUUUUUCAGACGAAGAAGUCAGCUCAUAGAAUGGCCCUGAUAUUUAAAUUACUAAACAUGUCAUGUGGUGAAUUGCAUGGUGAUCUAUCGCAAUUGAAAAGAUUUGAAUCAGUUCAAAAAUUUAGAAAUGGCGAGGUUGAUUAUUUGCUAGCCAGUGAACUGGCAGCCCGUGGUUUAGAUAUCCCUGGAAUUGAUACUGUUAUUAAUGUUCAUUUGCCUACCGAUGUAGUAAGGUACAUACAUAGAGUUGGACGCACAGCAAGGAUGGGAUCCCAUGGAAAAGCUAUUUCAGUUUAUAUAGAAGAGGAGAAAGCGAAAAUGAAGGUCCUUCUAAAAAAGACGUCUAAUAUUGAUAAAAACCUUGGAAAGUAUAAAAGAAGGGUACCUCUCGGUGUACUUAAAAAAUAUUCGGAGAAAAUAGAGGCCUUUGAAGAUCAAAUUAAUGAAAUCUUGAUUAAUGAAAGAAUAGAAAAGGAAAUACGUCUAUGCGAUAACUCACUUAAGAGUGCUAAGGAUGACAAUGCAACAGGGAAAAGACAAUGGUUCCGAUCACUAAAGGAUAAGAAAAUAGCAUCAAAAAUAGAAUUUGCUGAGACAAAACAGAAAACGGCAAAUUAUAUUGCUGAUGAACAUAAAUCAAAAGUUAAUACAAAUAAAAAGGCCGUUAAAAAAAACAAUAAAUCCAAGAAAAAAUAA